AUGGCGGACGGCUCCCAAAAGCCAAAGCCUAAGUCCAGGCUAUCAAAUGAAAACAAAGCCGCGAUCAAACGGGCUUCGAAGUCCUUUCUCACCAAGUUCGGACCGGUCAUUUUCGCUGGCGUUGCUGCUGCUGUGAAGCAUCAUCUCGAUGAUGAUGAAGAGCGAAAAGAAGAGGCCGGGCCAUCCAAGGCCAGAAGUCAGAUCGACGACAAAGCUAGCGAUCGCACGACUGAUAGCGAAUUAAGGAGAGAAGUUCGACAUUUGAAAAGGGCUUUGCGGAGGAAAGAGAGACAGUUCUUGCAUCAUGGUAGCGACAAAAGAUCCUCGAAAACCCCAUCCCUGUCUUCGAUGAGAGUUAACAUUCCCACGGUUGUCAUCCAAGACCAUGACAAUGAUCAUCGAGGAGUCCCCCCAACAGUUAGAGGACUCGAACAAGAAGGAUCGUUUGAAAGAAAAACUCCUCAGAAUGAUUAUUACCAACACCCCGAAGAUCAAUUCUCGACUGCUGAGCACAGCGAAAAGGUAGGAGACGACGAUGGACUGGUCGCUUCUCGAGAUCUGGAUGCUACGUCAAUCGGGCCCCGUCAUCACAGCCACCACCGCCAUCAACACCUCGUCCACUCCCCAAAUCUCCGUCACUCGUCUGUACCAAUCCACAUGCCGUCCAAGGAUCGCGAAGAAGAGCUUUGUGACAAAGCCAUCGAAGCAUCCAAAGUUUCUGCAUUGACAGGCGCAAUCGAAGCACUAGCAAUCAGUGAUCGCCAUGGGAAAUGGUGGGACAACGGUAUGAGCGCCAAAGGUAAACGAACGGCGACUGCUGUUGCUGCAGGCUUUAGAACGAGUUGGGCGAGGGGAGAAAAUACAGAACUUGCCGAUGGAUGGGAAACUAUUGCGAAUGUUGGAAGAGGCUUGCUUAUCACUAGAAUUGUGCAUGGCAGUAGCUCGAGAAUUGAUGAGCACUGGCGAGAUGAGCGACGAGGACGAAGGAGAAGGAGGGAUAGUUUCUGA
Molecule: messenger RNA, 1008 nt
Organism: Glarea lozoyensis ATCC 20868
Lineage: Eukaryota; Fungi; Ascomycota; Leotiomycetes; Helotiales; Helotiaceae
Exons: 1
Coding region: 1-1008 (335 amino acids)
Source: RefSeq, a predicted model, not a curated record